Rubroshorea leprosula is the source of this 1812-nucleotide messenger RNA. NCBI's taxonomy places the organism in Eukaryota, Viridiplantae, Streptophyta, Magnoliopsida, Malvales, Dipterocarpaceae. The record is from the annotation of a GenBank genome assembly.
CGUCACAUCAGCUCAUCGUUGCGAGCACACUUACCAGGUCGUCACAAAUAUGACAUAUUUGCCAGGUCGGCUUACUCGUGACAAUUCGUUUACAAUUGUAGAUCGUUUACUAAAAUCUCCCAAGAUUCAGCUCGUCACAGACCAAGGUGUACCUGAGAUCGCCCUAUUUAACAGCACUACCCGUGUUGCCUCCAAAAUUUCAGCUCGCUGUCAUGGCAAAAGAGCAUCAUCUGGCCGCACUCCGGAAAUAAUCAAGGGUCAGGUCACCACACGCCCUCCAGCAGUUACGUUAACGCGGACAAGCUCGCUGGAAAUGGCGUUAUGUACAUGGCCGCUCCCUAUGCGAGCUCAACUAUGGUUCGCGAGCUCGCCCCUUUUCGUAUUACCUUUCAGCUCGGCCAUCGACAAGGUCGGCCGUAAGCUGUUAAAGCUGCCCAACAGGCCCAACACCCAAACAGGGCUGUGCAUAACGGGCCUAGGUUACCACCAAUUAGUCCAAGCUGAAGGAGCAUCAGUACAAGCAUACCCACGUGACCAGCGCCACGUGGGCCAAGGGAUGCUUACACAUGCUGAUGUGUGUCAGCACCAAGGGGCUAUAAAUACUCCCCAACUACCUCCGAUGAAGUGUUGGAUUGCGAAACUGCCCAAACAUCUUUUAUUCUCAAUCCCAUGCUUUUACCUCCUCUUCUACCAUUACAACAUCGAACAAGAGUUGAAGAGAUCGAUUCUUAUCAAUGCUGGAGUCAGUCUUGCCGGCAUCUUUGUUACUCUCGAGAUGAUACCCGUGGCUUCUAGAUAUGUUCUGAGCCGCAGCUUGUUUGGGGUUUUGAUUCAUUUGGGGAACUGGGUGUAUGUUGGUUUUGCAAUUCCAUUUCGAUUAAUAAACUGGGCAUCAUCUUCUUGGUCUUGGCAAUCGUGUUCCAGUAUUUUAACUUCACAGCAGAUUCAAACUUCUAGGGUAUCUACAAGAAAGUUUCAGAAAAUUGAAAAACUACUGAUGCCUGAUACCAAUUUUGAGUGGCUUGUCGAGUGCAAUGCAGCAUUGGCAUCUAUCUGCUUCAUGACUUUGCUUGGAUUUGUAGAUGACGUCCUGGAUGUUCCUUGGAGAGUGAAACUACUACUGCCAUCAUUUGCCACUCUUCCCCUAUUGAUGGCAUAUGCUGGACAUACAACCAUCAUUAUUCCAAAGCCUCUAAUUCCAUAUGUUGGGCUAGAGGUGUUGGAUCUAGAUGGAAUUCCUUUCCUCUCCAAUUGGUUAUUUGCUCUCUUCCAGGACGUAGUUGAUGGAUCUAUAAAUUAUAUAUGGCACUUCUGGCAGUCUUCUGCACGAAUUUCAUUUCAUGCUGGUUUGAAUGGUCUUGAAGUUGGGCAAACAGUUGUCAUUGCAUUUGCUAUUAUGGUACAUAAUAUCAUGCAAAUUGGAGCAUUUUCAAACCCUGAGUGUCAACAUGCCCAUGCGUUCUCUAUUUAUCUUGUUCAACCCCUAUUGGCCACCUCCUUGGCUUUGCUUUCUUACAACUGGUAUCCUUCCUCCGUCUUUGUUGGUGAUACAUACAGUGUCUUCGCUGGAAUGACCAUGGCUGUUAUUGGGAUUCUAGGACAUUAUAGUUGUAUUCUUUGCACUUUUCAAUAUAUAUAUAUUUUCCCUUUCCACCCCAAAGCACCCUCUGGUAGAGAGAGAUUGAUUCACAAAUCAAAAACUACUCAAGGGGUGUUCGCGGUGUGACAAUGUUUUUAAACUCGAAUUAAAAGUCAAACCGUUUUAACUUUUGGUUUAUGAUUUGAUCGGUUUAAUUAAUUUGAUUGAUUUAA